AUGCCCGCCGAUUUGCAACGAUCCUGUGAUCAUUGUGGCCGAUCCUUUCAUCGCCAAGGAUUCCAAACACACGAAAAGGCUUGCCAGAGGCGCUCUGAACAAAGAAGAGAGGAUUUGGAGCUUGCUAGGGUCAUUCGUCAAGGUGAUCCGCCACCAUCUGGAACAGCAUCGCCUGCACCCCAGCAUGAAAUUGACGAUAUCAAAGUGGAAUACCACCCCAGUAGUGGUAUCCCCACCAAAGUGUACCACUUCGAAGACUAUGGAAGUGGUCCCGGUGCCCCACCACCAGUUCCAGAAGCAGAUCCUACACCCUGGCAGCUGUUUCGCACACGUAUCGACUUCGAGGUUGCAGAACUCGCUCAUGACGCCGGACUCUCUCAUGAACAGCUGGACCGGCUCAUUCACCUCAUUCACCCCAGCAAGAUGGAGCUCUUUACCCUCAAGAAUCGCAAAGAUGUGAGAGACACGUGGGAUGCAGCGUCAUUCAAGAUGACACCUUUUACAAAGGUGGAGGUUACUGUGCCCUUCCGUGGUGUUAAUCAAACAUUCCCGCUAUUUCAUCGUUCACUGUGGGACUGGGUCACCGAUUUACUUCAAGAUCCACAAGUAGGCCCCAACUUCGUCUUCGAUGCGCAAAGACUGUCAAAGUUCAACGGCGAGAAGUUCAUUCGGUUCAUUCAUGAACCAUGGACCGCUAAUGUGUUCUGGGAGUAUCAGUCCAAAAUCCCACCAGACGCAAAACCUCUUGCAUUCAUUUUGUAUGCCGACAAAGCAAAAUUGUCGUCAUUCGGUCGCGCGAAAGGUUACCCUGUAGUCGCUCGCUGUGCUAAUCUUCCUAUUACGAUUCGCAAUGGAGAAGGCUUGGGUGGAGGGCGCGUUGUUGGUUGGCUGCCUAUCGUAAAGGAAGACAAGCAGCAUUCUGGCCAACCUGCUUUCGUCAACUUCAAGAACGCAGUGUGGCACGCCUCAUUUCUGAAGAUUCUCGAAUGUCUGGGACCGCUAUCGAGGUUUGGUUCCGCCAUCAAAUGCUGGGACGACGUUAUUCGCGCCUUCUAUUCAAUUGUACUAAUACUAUCUGCAGAUUAUGAAGAACAGGCUGUAAUGGCAUUGAUUCGUGGUUUAAUGAGCAAAUUUCCUUGUCCCGUCUGUCUAGUGCCUCACGACGAACUUUCAAACACUCUCAAGGUAUUUCCUCUCCGCACAUGCACAGGAACUAAGGCAUUGCUUGCUCGAGCGCGAGAAUCUUCUACAUUGGAGGCAAGAGAACAGAUCUUGAGUUCCCAGAGCCUCCGCGAUGUCGACAGUUCAUUCGGCAUUCUGGAGCACACCGACGUUCACAGGGCUCUAUCGCACGACAAGCUCCACUUCAACGACGAGGGAUUGUUCAGUGAUCACACGUGGCCUGAACUGCAGAAAUGGGUUGAACGUUUGGGUCGACAGGCCGCUGUCCAGAUUGACACCUUCUUUCAAUCAAUUCCGCGUUGGCGAAACCUGAAUCACUUCGAUCAGGUUGUUUCAGUAUCAUUUUCCGAUGGAACGAAAUACGAAGACAUCUCUAAGCUUAUUGUAUUUGCGGCACAUAAUGUAUUUGACCGCGAUACAGAUCCGGAGGCAUAUCUCAUGCUCCGCUGUAUCCGAAGCUACACGGAGUUCAAUAUGUAUGCUUCGUUAGAGGUUCAUACUGAAGAUACCAUCAAUAAUGGCCGGGAAGCGUUGUCAAAAUUCACUGGAUUGAUGGAUGUACAUAUUUUUAGUUCAAUUCUAAUUCAUUGCAUUGAAAUCAAUUGUUUGGUCAGAAAUACAUCGAAAUACAUCGAGGACACGGCAGAGAUGUCCGAGAAGUCCUGGAAUUUCCCUAAGAAACACCUUUCGGCCCAUCUCUUUGACGACAUCGAGGCGAAAGGUGUUUCUCGAAACUACAGCACCAAGCCGAACAAAAAAAUGCACGGCCCAUUGAAAGAUGCCUAUCAAGAUCGCACGAAUUUCAAGAACUUCGCUGAACAGAUCCUCCGAUACAACCAUGACAGCUUGAUUGCGGAAUACAUCCGCAACAAGUUGGAUCACCUCGACACUCAGAAUAUCAGCGUAGACCAACCCGAAUCACCCGAUACUACACUCCAGGAGACCGACAACUCGGAUGACAUUGAUGUUGACUCGACGGAACCUACUGAUGCCCAACAUUUCACUCUCGGUUCAAAGCAGGCGGCAAUGUCAUUCACACUCAUCGAGGCAGGUAGUCCGGGUAAUCCAGCGUUUGAUAGAUUUCGAAUCAAGCUAAACGACUUUCUGAACUGUGCGUUUGCUGCCAACGGCAUACCGUUUCCAGGUGGACGACGGAUUCAACUCAUUGCGAGCGACAUGAUCGUGGAACAUCGAUUCCUUAGAGUCAAUUUCGAGUCACUUGUCGACUGGCGAGUGUCCACGGACUACCUUCGAUGCACUCCGAUGUUCCAUGGCUCACCGCGAUACGAUUGCGUCAUCUUGCAGACCGACACUGGCAUCAUCUUUGGCAAACUAAUGUUGAUUUUCACAUGCACAGUAGGGGAUGUUCAAUAUCCUGUCACGCUUGUUCUCCCAUAUGAUCGACCGGUCGGCGUUCGUCCUCAAAAGGACAAAGACUUUCAGUUUUGGCGCGUUAAGACAAAGCCUAGGGCUUCUGCAGAGUUUUUUUCAGUUCACUCAAUUAUUCGGGGUUGUUUGAUAGUAGAGGAUGCCAGCAGACCUGGCGAGUUUCUGGUUGUUGACACUAUUGACACUGAUAUGUUCCUUCGAAUGCAGGACAUCUGCAGCCAGUGA
Messenger RNA from Suillus clintonianus, 2796 nucleotides. RefSeq lists its product as uncharacterized. NCBI's taxonomy places the organism in Eukaryota, Fungi, Basidiomycota, Agaricomycetes, Boletales, Suillaceae. The transcript is spliced from 11 exons. The record is from RefSeq and is a predicted model, not a curated record. Bases 1 to 2796 code for a protein of 931 amino acids.